GAGGACAAACGCAGGCGCAGAUUCGGAAAAGAAAAAGAAAGAAAGAAAAAAAAAAAACCCCGCAGCAGCAACAGGCACGAGCGCGCAGUCUCGUCUGGUGUGAGUGUGUAUAUAGUGAGGAGUGAGAGGGACGCGCGCGCGCGAGUGCUGUGAUAAGCGCUCCAAACUCCAGCAGAACUCCAGUUGUCUUUAAACAGGAGGGACAGAUAUGAGGACAGCUGGAGCUGACUCGUAGCCGGUGUUAGAACGCGUUUUAUCCGAGGACUUUAUUUAUUUAUUUUUGUUCUCAGUGCACGAGCGGUCUGGUUGAACGCGCUUCUCCAAACUUUGGGAGGAGGAGAGGAAAGAGCGGUGGCCAGACAGGAAGAAAGAGUGGGGUGGAGGAAGUGAGGGAGAGGGUGAUAAAGAGAGAGAGUGACUGGAGGAGAGAUGGAGUCGCUAUCAGGCGAGUCAGCCACCGUGGAUGAACUGGUGGAAGCCUGCAUCAGUGCAUUCGAUGAUUCGGGGAAACUAAAAGACUUGCCGUUGGUGCGGAUGUUUCUGAUGAUGCACCCCUGGUACCUGCCGUCAACAGACCUGGCCAAGAAGCUCCUGCUCAAGUCUCAGGAGGAAAGCUGCACCGCCGAACUCAGAAGUCGAAUCUGCCACCUAGUCAAGUUCUGGAUCUCGGAGUUUCCUGUCGAGUUCAAUCUUAAUCCGGCUUUGGCUGAACAGAUUCGAAAUCUGAGGGAUCAGCUUACCACGGAAGGCAAUGAGCAGGAGAGUCAGCUUAUCGACAUUGAGAGUGUCCCAUCAUAUAAGUGGAAGCGUCAGGUGACCCAGCGCGUGCCGUCCAUGUCGAAAAAGAGGAAGAUGUCCCUUCUUUUCGAGCAUUUGGAUGCAUCUGAACUCGCAGAACAUCUCACGUAUAUGGAGUAUAAAUCCUUUUGUAAGAUCCUGUUCCAGGACUAUCACAGCUUCGUGAGACACGGCUGCACGGUGGAUAACCCCAUCCUGGAGCGCUUCAUCAUGCUCUUCAACAGCGUCUCCCAGUGGAUCCAGCUCAUGGUGCUCAGCAAGCCCACGGCCCAGCAGCGCGCCACCGUCAUAACGCACUUCGUACGCGUCGCACAGAAACUAUCGCAGCUGCAGAACUUUAACACCCUCAUGGCGGUGGUUGGAGGCCUCAGUAACAGCUCCAUCUCCAGGCUCAAAGACACACAGGCCCAGAUCGGGAACGACACCAACAAGAUCUUCAACAGUCUGCUCGAUCUGGUCACAUCGUCUGGGAACUACAGUCAGUACCGGCGGCGCUUCUCGGAGUGUUCAGGUUUCCGCUUCCCGAUCCUGGGCGUUCAUCUAAAGGAUCUGAUCGCUGUACAUGUGGCUCUGCCUGACUGGGCUGAUGAUGAGAAAACGCGUGUCAAUCUGACCAAGACCCAACAGCUUUACUCCAUACUGCAUGAGCUGGCACUGGUCCAGACCAUGCCGCCCAACAUAGACGCCAACACUGACCUGCUUAACCUUCUCACGGUAUCACUGGACCAGUAUCAUACAGAAGAUGAGAUCUACCAGCUCUCACUACAGAGAGAACCUCGAGGCUCCAAACCAGCUAACUCAAACCCCACCCCCAACCUAACCGCUAAGCGGCCGUCGAUGGUUGAUGAGUGGGCGGCGUCGGUGAAGCCUAAAGCUGAUCCUGCCAUCAUCACCAAACACAUCGAGAAGAUGGUUGAAUCUGUCUUCACGAAUUUCGACACAGACGGAGACGGCUACAUUUCCCGUGAGGAGUUUGAGAGCAUCAGGAAUAAUUUCCCGUAUCUCAGCAAGUUUGGAGAGCUUGAUACAAACCAGGACGGGAAGAUCAGCAGGGAGGAGAUGAUAGACUACUUUAUGAAGGCCAGUUCACUGCUGAACUGUAAGAUGGGCUUCAUACACACGUUCGCAGAGACCACUUACGUUAAGCCCACCUUCUGCGAGCACUGUGCCGGAUUUAUAUGGGGCUUUUAUAAACAAGGAUACAAGUGCAAAGUGUGUGGUGUGAACUGUCAUAAGGCAUGUCGCUCACGGCUGGCGGUGGAAUGUCGCAAGCGGGCGAAGAGCAUCAGUCACGAGCCACCGCCCGCCCUUCAGGCUCGCUCUUACAGCUUUCCACCUCCAUCUAACUCGCACUCUAAUCUCCAGAGUUCAGUGAUUGCAGAGGAGGAUGCAGAGGCGCUAAGGGAGGCCGUGUUUGAUGUCCAGCUAUAAUCCAGGUUCCUGGCAGAAGAUUACCACUGGGGAAAAACAAACAAGGAAGAGCCUUCCUCUUACCAUCUUGGCUCAAGUCAAAUCCAAUUCAUACAGAGAAAAAGAAAAAUACCUGUAGGACAUGACUAUGAAAAACGCUUCUGUUACCACCACUGGUCUGUUAGUAGCCUGAAUCGGACGUUGUCAUGCGAUCUUAUUGCUCAGAGAAGAUCACAGCUCCAGGACUAAAAGAUGUCAGCAUGCUUCCAUCUUGUGGACGAGAGCUGCAAGUGCAGAGCAGAUAGAGCACUUGUCUCUCGUCCGUUUUUCUCCUCCUUCCAGUGUCAUUUUAAACGUGAUAUUUUUAUAUAUAUAUAUAUUAUGGAUUUAUCAAUAGCGUAACCUUUUAGUGAUUAGCGAGUCUAAGAAGAGAGCGGAACCUUUUAUUAAAAUAUUAAAUCUUUAAAUAUAAAUAGAAAUAGUUAUACGUAACACUUUCUAUGAAGGUUAUAUUUACAGUAUAAUGAGCAGGAAGACCUUUCAUAAUGUGUUGUAUUAAAUUUAUAAGGCAUCAUCCCUAGCAUAAUGAAUAUUAAUAAAGGGGUGUUCGAGUCAAACCGGGACUUUACAUUAUGCAGAGUAACAGAACAGAGUAAAAACACCGGAUAUUUUAUGAUAAUAUAUUGUAUAAUACUUUUUUACACCAGAGCCAUGAUUUGGACUCCCUGCUUCACAUCUGAAACGCUGGCCUCCCAGGAACUCCUUUAAUGGCCCCUUCCUUUUAUGGUUUGAUCACCAAAGGUUUUUAUUUUUUUCGUUUGUUCGUUUGAUUGUUUUUUUAGGGACAAUGCACAACUUCAUACGGCUCACCGCACCACAUGCCUAUUUACAGCAACUCCAAGCCACUUUUCACACGUCUGUACCAUUUAAGGAGUUCCUGGGAGGCCAGCGUUUCAGUCUGAUCAUACUAUAAAAACUUUCAAUUCAAGCACUAGUGAAACUUUAGAAUUGUAAAAAAAAAAAAAGUGUGUUAGUGAGGCAGAAAUAAAGGAAGUUUUUACUCUCAUAACUGUGUUUUAUUAUUCCGUUCUGUUAUCAGAAGUCCCGGAUUGACCUGAACGUCCCUUGUUCCUUAUAGCUAUCAUUUUAUAACACUAAUCCAAAAAAAAAAAAGAAAGAAACUGAUCACUACCAUAUAAUGCAUCAUGAUAACUGUUUGGAUUUUAAUUUUUUUAUUUUUUAUUUUGUUAAUCAGGUAAUUGUAUUUGAACAUGAACUCUGGGACAGCAAUUUUUAAAUGCAUUCCAAAGACUUUGAUUAUAAAAAGGCUAGUUAAACAUCUUUUAUAUUAACGAUUACAUCAUUAUCUACAGCAUACCACCUUAUGAAAGCAUUAUGCUUUAAAAUUUUUUUUUUUAUAAAUGUUAUGGCCGUGAAUACAGAGGAGAAGUGUGGGUAACGUUCUAUGAAGCCCAUAGUCAUUAUACUUAUCAUUCUUUAUAAACAUUUCAGUAAUGCAUUAUAAGCCUGUAAUAAUAUACUGCAAUCAAUAAUUCCUUGAUAAUGUAAUCAUGUUAAUACUACGCUAAGUGUACCCAUUUAUUAUAAUGCCAUGCAGUGUACUGAUAACUUUCAUAACUCGCCCGUAUGUAGGAAAGUCUCUCAAAGGUUCAUUAGGUGCUAGGAGUGUGUGUGUGUGUAACUAAUGAGAAAUUACUAGGUUUCUUAGUACAUUUAAAGAAAUAUAAUAAAUAUUUUUUAGCUAUGGAAUUAUUAAUCGUCGCAAAUUAACCAUAUGUUUAGACGGAGCUAAAAUGAUUGAUUAAAUCUCAAUCUUAUUUAAAUCACAUAGCGAUGUUUGAAGCUAUGCAAUGUAUGCUAGAGGCAACAUUUUGAUUUUCCAUUUCGAAAAAAAGGUUUCUCAUUUUUUUUACAUUCAUAACUUUUCUAAUCCUGUUUAUUUUUAUAAUUGUUUAAAAAAUGUUUGCUUUAUGUAUUAAUUUUAAAGUUUGUUCAAUACACCUGGCUUUAUAAUACCUGUUUGCACUUACCCGACAACAUGAUUAUAAUUUAUCAAGCAAUUACAUAUUAGACUUUGCUUACAAGCGAUCAUUACGUUCAAGUCAAACCGGGACUUUUGAUUGGAAGGAACUCUAUAUAAUUCUCUGCACUAGCAUUUCACUAGUGCUUUGACACCAUUAAGGUAGGAAAAAAACUCAGAAUGUCAUCGCUGAUUGGACUUCUUGCUUUACACCUAAAACACUGGCCUCCCAGGAACUCCUUUGGUUUAGAGCGAGAUCAGGACCGUACGAGGGAUGUGGUGAUAACUCUCAGCUGAGUUCUUGUAAUGUUUUAAGGAUCAGGCGUUCAACUCCAUGAAUGUUCACGGGAACAUCUGCAGUGUGAACAACCUCAACCCCAAAUCAAAUGUCUUACUGAAGCUAAAAGUCCCGGUUUCACUCGAACGCCCCUUGCUUGUAUAAAGAAUUCUAAGCACAUUUCUAAUGUCAUAUAGACCUUAUAGAAAUGUUCUAAUUUCAUAUAGACCUUAUAGAAAGUGUUACUGAACAGAUGCAUUCCUUUGCCCUAAAGGUGCUGAGAUACUUGGAACGCAAUGUUAAGCCAGCUUGUGUUUUCCUUGUGAGUCAUUCGCUAUUGACUGCAGUGUAUUUCGUGCUUCCUGAAUAACGUUCAGCUUGUGAAAAAAAAAAAGUGCACUGUACAUACUUUGUCCAUUUUUUUGGGGGGGGAAUGACUGUCGUAGCCCAAGUGGAUAUUUAACUGAAUAUUUUUUUAGGUUUAUUUUGAAAUAAAUGGAUUUUUAUACGUGUUUAAGUCAUAAGAAAAAAACUUAAUUCUCAGAAAACUUCCAAUAACAGAACUAUGAAUGUAGACAAUUUAGUUGAUAUUGUCCUGAAAAAUUAAGAAGAAAAAAAAAGUCAUAUUUAAAUAUCUGAAGGUUAAUGUUUACUUGCUAUCGUAUUCCGAGUGCACUGCCGAUAUGCGAAGUAUGUUUAAAGUCUUAUUUGGGUGUUUAUUUUUUUAGCAUGCACUAUGAACUUUUUUUUAUACUACUUUAAAUGUAUAUUGUAUCUAAAAAGCAAAGUAGAGUGAACUUGCUGUCUAAUGUUCUGAUGUUGUGCUCAGUGCCACGUGUUAUCCUGAUAAUUUAUGAUCCUAUUAUUCAGCAAGUCUAGUCGGAUGUUUUACAGUCUCUCAAUAGACAAGACUUCCAUAUAAAAAAAUGAAGUAUAAGGUUAUUAAAGUCUGCCUGCUGCCCAUCA
Molecule: messenger RNA, 5492 nt
Organism: Clarias gariepinus (North African catfish)
Lineage: Eukaryota; Metazoa; Chordata; Actinopteri; Siluriformes; Clariidae
Product: RAS guanyl-releasing protein 2-like
Exons: 17
Coding region: 430-2229 (599 amino acids)
Biological process (GO): Ras protein signal transduction; positive regulation of GTPase activity
Cellular component (GO): plasma membrane
Molecular function (GO): guanyl-nucleotide exchange factor activity; calcium ion binding
Source: RefSeq, a predicted model, not a curated record